AUGACGGAGGAAAUUCGGGAGUUAGCCGCCAGGUCGUGGCCACUGGAAGAUGACGAGGCAAUGCGCAGGCGCCUGGAUAAUUACCUUUCGAUCAUCAGAAGUGACUCAAAGAGGAACAGAUGGGGGCAAGUCCUGCUGACAGAAGGAACUGAGGAGGCUAUCAGGGAUAUGUACAUUCACCUGGAGUUCAGAGCGGGGAUAGCAGAGCGGGCUAUGGACGCUGCUGCUCAAGAGGUACAUCGGCUGAACAAAGAGCUACAAGGCCUAGUUGAGCAGGUAGCACUACACCAAGAUCUCACCAAGCGCCUUGACAAGCUAGGAGAGUACGUCGAGAAUAGUGAGCGACCGCGGGACCAUCCAACUGCAGCGGUCGGCACGAACGCGCCGUCUGGUUUCACCAAUAUCUCUAAGUCUGAUGAUCCCCAGUCCAUACUUGAUCUACAAUCGCGAAUUCAUGAAGUGAAUGCACAACGCGAUGAGUUCAAGAGGUGCCUGGAGGAAGAGCGCAAGGAAGCAAACCGAUGGCGAGACGAAUACGAAGCGGCACGUUCAAGAGCUCUAAAAAGCGAUCAAGAAGCCCAAAAUGCCAGGUUACAAGCAGAUCAGGGAAGCACUUUGGACCAAGAGAAAUUUGAUAAGCUGAAUGAGAGACUUGCAGCCUUGCAGCUAGAAGCCGACCAGGCGAGAAACGCUGCCAUUUCCCAAGAGAAUGAAUGGCAGAGGGUGAAACACGAGCUAGAAGCACAGUUAAGCGCCCAGGAAGCGGAGACAUCCACUGUACUACGGCGACACGAAGAGCUCGAAAGGGAAGCCCAAACAGCCCACGCGAAGUACACUAAGUCUCAAGAUAACGCCAGGUCGCUGUUCGACCAGAUACAGGAUUUGAAGGGAAACCUGCGAGUCAUGUGUCGCAUUCGCCCGCAGUUAGACGCGAGUGACGACGAGUUGGAAAACCUUAUCACCUCAGAAGGAACCAACAGUUGCCAUCUUCAGGUCAUCAACAUGGCGAAGAGGAAUGCUAGGAAUGCGACAGAGGUGGACGAGUUUCAAAUGGAACGCAUUUUUGACAAGGACGAGACUAACAAGCAGAUAUUCGACGAAGUGGCCCAGCUAGUCGGAUCUGCGAUUAAUGGUCGUAACGUCUGUAUUUUUGCCUAUGGACAAACCGGUUCAGGAAAGUCUCAUACCAUGACUUACCCUUGGAAUGAGAAAGCCCUGCCGGAUGGCGAAGUGGACCUUGGAAUUAUCCCGCGAGCUGUUGACAUGAUCUCUAAUUCAAUGAAAGAGCGCCAAGAUAUGUGGAAGUUCAGUGUCAGCGGGAAGUAUAUCGAGAUCUACGCUGAGAAGGUAUACGAUCUACUUAGAGACAGCGCAAAGAAUGCUCCUGAUGUCCCCUUAAGGUACGGCAAGGAGACUAAGAACGGAAAGCCUAUCGAAUUCUAUGAGUCUGAUAGUAUUUCCCUCGAUUUGACCAAGAACGGCAACUUUGAAGGCGAGAUAAAGUGGAUGUUGGAACGUGCAAAUGGGAAUCGCCGCGUACGAGCGACCGCAGCCAACACCUCAUCGUCUCGGAGCCACUCAGUACUCAGUUUGAGGAUUAUCGGAGAUCGUAUCGAUGGCAAGCCUGGCCGGACGGACGGAACCCUCAACCUCAUUGAUCUGGCUGGCUCGGAGAAGCCAAGCACGACAGACCGCGAAAGUCAGAAGGAGGGUAUCCAGAUCAACCAGUCGUUGAGCACACUUCGGAAGGUUCUCGCGGAGAUGGCUUCUCCCAGAGCAACCCGUUUCAGUUUCAAAGAAUCUACUCUGACCAAGCUGCUUCAAUCAUCACUCGGGGAUGGUUGCAUCACACUCAUGUUCGUCAUGGUUAGCCCUCUUCGUAAGGAUCGCGACGAGACUCGCAAUACGCUUGAGUUCGCAAUGCAGGCGCAGAAAGUCAAACUGCGGCAACCGGUGGAAGCAACAGCUGCUCCAAGGCGGAAAGUUAUGUAG
Messenger RNA from Neoarthrinium moseri, 1992 nucleotides. RefSeq lists its product as uncharacterized. Gene Ontology annotation, molecular function: microtubule motor activity; ATP binding; microtubule binding. The record is from RefSeq and is a predicted model, not a curated record. Lineage: Eukaryota; Fungi; Ascomycota; Sordariomycetes; Amphisphaeriales; Apiosporaceae. The coding region runs from base 1 to 1992 and encodes 663 amino acids. The transcript has a single exon. Gene Ontology annotation, biological process: microtubule-based movement.